AUGGCGACCAUCCGGAUGUUCGCCGCGGCGAGGGGCGUGCUCGGCUACCACGGAGCUGCAUGGGCGAACCUGUACUUCUCGGACGCGACCACAUGCAACAUGAUGGUAUCCACGUAUUACGAUUUGGAGAGUACAAAGCCUUGGCGCACCUCUUUCGAAACUGGAAUUCCCAAUCCAAACGCGCAUUUCUUCUAUUACCUGCUGCCCCUCCAGAUGCUCCUGGAUGCGAAUCACGUUCAUCACGACGCAUAUCUUGCUCGCACGGAGAAGGACCAUUUCAUCAAGGACUUGGAUUGGGUCCCUUUGCGUGACGUUGAUAUCGAGGAGGUUACGAACGCCAUGGUGCAAUGCCUUGUCGACCCCGCCGCCUACGAACAGGGGCACGCGGACCACGAGUCCAAGCUGUGGACGCACGGCUGGGAGCCCGUGCAGGCGGCGCGCGUUCCGCCGAUGAGCGGCAGGCUCACCUCCAUCGAGCGGGACCCGUGCUCGGGCUGCGACGUGACCGUGGACUUGCGCUGCGAGGACUACAAGAGCACCCGGGGCACCUACUACGGCAGCGUGGCGCACUGCCUCCUGCCAUCGUACGAGAUGUUGCAGGUCGCGCGCGAGGCGGCUACCAACAGCAGCGCACAGGUGUGCGCCAUGACCUGGCGGGAGGGCCAUUCCCUGCGGCCGUUCUUGGAGUUCGUGUCCGACAUCCGGUGGCACAAG
Prorocentrum cordatum is the source of this 714-nucleotide messenger RNA. The record is from the annotation of a GenBank genome assembly. NCBI's taxonomy places the organism in Eukaryota, Dinophyceae, Prorocentrales, Prorocentraceae.